Molecule: messenger RNA, 766 nt
Organism: Arachis stenosperma
Lineage: Eukaryota; Viridiplantae; Streptophyta; Magnoliopsida; Fabales; Fabaceae
Exons: 1
Coding region: 23-523 (166 amino acids)
Source: RefSeq, a predicted model, not a curated record
UUAAUGUGUCUCUGUUAAUUUGAUGAAAGGCGUGAUGAUAAAAGCUGCCAAAAAACUCAACAAGCUUUGGUCCAAAAAGAGAAACAAGAGGCAUCAAAUUCAGCAUCGUUACUAUUACCCUCCUCCUCAACGGCCGCCGCCACCACCACCACCACCAUUUAUCGGCGAGUGUCGGCAUUGCUGCUAUUGCUCCAGCUCCACUCAGCCAUCAGCUCCACCUUUACCUGAAUCGUCAUCGUCUUUGUGGCUUGAAGCUGAGCGCAACAACAACUAUGGCACAUUCUUCGCACAACCACAAGAACAAGAAGAAGAGCCUUAUUACGCAAGUGAAACGCAAAUAGAAGAAGAAGUAGCCAUGGCAGCUUCGGAACCUGUUUAUGGCGUUCCGGUGCUGCCACUACUACCUCAAACAGAUACAAGAAGAAGAGACAGAUCUCGCCGUGUUUAUAGCUUUGGCGCUUACCUGUUUCAAUGCCUCUGUCCAUGUUUUCGCAUUAGAGAAAGUGAUAGUAGUUUGAAUUGAAGUCGGUUACCCUUUUGUAGAUUCCAGUUUACCAUGUCAAUCAUAGACUCUUCGUGUUCCUUAAAUUGGAAUGAUAAUGGAAGAGAUCUAUGCUUGACAUGGUCAAUUGGAGUCGAUCGAAGUUUCUAUUAAAAUUAAUUCGAAUAAUCUCAUACAAUGUUUUUUUUUAAUACUAAAAAUAGGAGACUCGAAUCUGUAACUUCUUAAUUGAGUAUGAAGAGACUAUAUCAUUUGAGCUAUUAC